This is a messenger RNA of Zingiber officinale, 812 nucleotides long. RefSeq names its product carbonic anhydrase 2-like. Gene Ontology annotation, biological process: carbon utilization. The transcript is spliced from 9 exons. The record is from RefSeq and is a predicted model, not a curated record. Bases 1 to 774 code for a protein of 257 amino acids. Gene Ontology annotation, molecular function: zinc ion binding; carbonate dehydratase activity. NCBI's taxonomy places the organism in Eukaryota, Viridiplantae, Streptophyta, Magnoliopsida, Zingiberales, Zingiberaceae.
AUGGCGUUCACUGGUAGCAAGAUGAGGAGAUUGAUGGUAGUCGAGGUCCUUUGGGAGCUUUCUGACAAGGGCUUGAAGAAAAAUUCUCCUUUUGAAAGGCUUCGGGAGAAAGCGUUUAUUAAUAUCUCGGAAGUGGCAGAAGGAACAUCUAAUGUCACUUGGUUGAAUCGCCAGAUGCAUGAAAUGGAGAGGUUGACCUCCGGCUUCGAAAACUUCAAGAACGACGUCUACGACAAAAACCCAGAGUUGUUCUCGCAGUUGUCGCAGGGACAAAGCCCCAAGUACAUGGUGUUCGCUUGCUCUGACUCGCGCGUGUGCCCGUCGGUGGUGCUCGGGUUCCAGCCCGGCGAGGCCUUCAGCGUCCGCAACAUCGCCGCCAUGGUUCCGCCUUACGACCAAAAAAGGUAUAGUGGCUCUGGAGCCGCCAUUGAAUACGCUGUUCUUCAUCUCAAGGUGGAGAACAUAGUGGUGAUUGGCCACAGCUGCUGUGGUGGGAUCAAGGGGCUCAUGUCCAUCAAAGAGGAUGGGAAUACCACAACCGAGUUCAUUGAGGACUGGGUGAAAGUAUGUUUACCAGCGAAGGAGAAGGUGAAUGAAGAAUUCGCGUCCUCGUCUUUUCCUGAACAGUGCACCGAAUGUGAAAAGGCGGCUGUGAAAAUCUCCUUGGAGAACCUGAAGACCUACCCCUUCGUGAAGGACGCGGUGGAGAAGGGCUCCUUGAAGCUCUUCGGAGCAUACUACGACUUUGUGAAUGGGAAAUUCGAGAUAUGGUGAAUGAAUGAAACAGGCAACCCUGCAAUAUAUAACUAAUU